UACUAUCAAUGCAAUAUAAUCAAUUACAACAAAUAAUACGCUCCUUAUUACUAUAGUACUCUGCUUUACAUAUUGCUAUGAAAGCUCUAAUAAUUAUUGUUGUGCCGUUGAGCAUUGAAGUCUUUUUUAACUGUCCUUCCCGCCACGGAAUGUACCAAAAUCCAAAUGAAGUUGUUGACAAGAAAGCUCAUAUCUUUAACGCACCCUUCUCUCAAUCUUUCACAUCCAACUGUUGACUCUUUCGUUUGGAAUAGUCUGAUCAGAGCUCAUGUCCAACGAACUCAUCCACUUACCAGCCCCGCCCAUACCCCACUCUCCAUCUUCCUCCGAAUGCGCUUCUAUGGCGUCCAACUUGAUUUUUACACCUUCCCUUUUCUUCUCCAGUCUGUCCAUUCUCCUUCACAUCUCCAAUUGGGGCGAUCAAUUCACUCACAAGCUAUUCUUUUUGGUUUCUCAUUCGACCCAUUUGUCCAAACUUCGCUAAUUAGUAUGUAUACCAAUUGCGGCAAUGUGGGUUCUGCCCGAAGAGUGUUUGAUGAAAUGCCUCAACCGGAUUUACCGUCGUGGAAUUCCAUAAUCAAUGCGAAUGUCAAAGCUGGUUUGCUAAGCGUUGCGCGCGAAUUGUUUGAUGGAAUGCCAAGUAGAAAUGUCAUAUCUUGGAGUAGUAUGUUGGAUGGUUACGUGAGGUGGGGUCAGUGUGAAGAAGCAUUGGUGUUGUUUAGUCAGAUGCAAGAGGAAAAUAAAGUUACGCCUAACGAGUACACCAUGUCUAUUUUGCUUGCAGCAUGUGAGCAGUUGGGUUCACUUGAACAUGGGAAAUGGGCUCAUGCUUACGUAUACAAACUUGGGAUGGAUAUUAAUGUUGUACUUGGAACUUCUUUGAUUGAAAUGUAUGCUAAAUGUGGGAGUAUCGUCAGGGCAAGAUUAGUUUUCGAAAAUUUGGGUCCAAAAAAAGAUUUAAUGGCUUGGAGUGCAAUGAUCUCAGGCCUCGCGAUGCAUGGUCACUGGGAAGAUUGUCUCUGUUUGUUCUCAAAUAUGGUUGAUAACGGUGUAAGGCCUGAUGACGUCACGUUCUUAGGUGUACUUUCUGCUUGUGUACAUGGAGGAUUGGUGAGCCAAGGGAAAGAAAUGUUUGAGAGGAUGAGUAAGGAGUUUGGUAUUUCUCCUUUGGUUCAGCAUUAUGGUUGUAUGAUUGACCUUUAUGGAAAAGCUGGUUUGAUUAAUGAGGCAUGGAAUCUUGUGAAUACAAUGCCUAUGGAGCCAGAUGUGCUUAUUUGGGGAGCUCUUCUCAGUGGAGCCAGGAUAUGUGGAGAUAUUGAAACAUGUGAAGUUGCACUCAACAAAAUAAUAGAGCUAGAUCCCACGAAUAGUGCAGCUUAUGUUCUUCUCUCCAAUGUCUACGCUAAGAUGGGUCGGUGGAAAGAUGCUAGGCACGUCAGAAACCUUAUGGAGACAAAGAGGGUAAAGAAAGUUCCUGGGCUCAGUUCCAUAGAGGUCGAUGGACGCAUUCGCUAGCACUAGUUUUCAGUGGGAAACAACUGAUGCUAAAGGAUACUCUAUGUAGGUUCAAGAUGGAUGGUUAUGUAGACAAAACAAAAGGUAUUGCCACUCAAGGAACGGAAAAAUUAGCAGUUCUCACUUCGUACUGAGAACCUGCCAAUCGAAUUCUUUGUUCUAAAUAAUAUAGCAUGGUUCUCAUAUGCACAGUCAAGGUAUGCACCUUGCGAAGGUAAUGUUGCAAUAUAAAUUGCCUCGAGGGCUUUUUAUGGGUGAUAUUGUUGUCAAUAGUCACAACUGGUUUCAAUACUUUGUUGGUGGGGAAUGUUUCUGUAGUGACUUCUGGUAAUUGACCUUGUCCUGAAUUUUGAUUGGGAACAUAUGGUCCUUUUAAGCGCCGAAGCUUACAAACUCAUGUGACCUGGCAAUAUCGACGUCUGGGAGCGCCUUGUGGAUUAAGUUUCAUUUGCUUCCAACAAGUUGAUUCCUUAAAGCUAUUGCAAGCGUAAGUUUAUAUAUCUUCGGGAAAUGACUUCCAUCUUCUGCAGAUAUGGUCCUCCUAGUAGAAACUGAAGGGUUCUACGGAUGCACUUGCAUGCUGAAUAGAUUAGAAAAAGCAGAGGCGGAUCCACGAUGUAAACUCUAUGGAUUCAACCUUUAAGGUUCUUAGUAUCGAACUCAUUAUAUCCUUAAAGUUAUGAGUUCAUAUCUACAAUUUGUUGCGAUUUUAGUGAACUUUUGCACAUAAAUUUAUGCUCUGCGUCGAAAGUUAUGGGUUCAAUUGACCCCAUUGGUAUAGGGCUACAUCUGCCCCUGAGAAAAGGACCGAAGCUUUAUGUACUUCUAAUUCUUAUCUGUGCAAGAUCCGUUCUUCACAUCUAACCCAUUUUUACAGUUCUCAGAUGGUCCUUUCUUGAGGCUAAAUGCUUAAUGCAAGGGCUGCUUAGCAUUUGUUACCUUUGCAACAAGUGUGGUUAAUACAUUACAACCCUUUGCUAUACUGUACCAAAAUAUUGUA
This is a messenger RNA of Nicotiana attenuata, 2515 nucleotides long. Its product is annotated as pentatricopeptide repeat-containing protein At3g62890. The transcript has a single exon. Gene Ontology annotation, biological process: RNA modification. The coding region runs from base 166 to 1515 and encodes 449 amino acids. Lineage: Eukaryota; Viridiplantae; Streptophyta; Magnoliopsida; Solanales; Solanaceae. Gene Ontology annotation, molecular function: RNA binding; protein binding. The record is from RefSeq and is a predicted model, not a curated record.